AUAUUCUCUCCGUCCCAAAAUUAUUGUUCAGAAUAAAAUCUCAAUCUGGACAAUAAUUUUGAGACGGAGGGUGUAAUAAAAUUGAAUACUGAAUAUGUGAUGUGUUAACUGACAUUACAAAAUUGAAUUAGUUGGAAAAAAAGCAUCAAAAUAUAAAACUAUCUAUCCCAAUAAGGAGGGAUCGGAGUUGGUAAGCAUUCUACACUCGCUUUUUGAUCUUUGACCAAACAGAAUAGAACGCCAUACAAAAAAAGCCAACGAAAUAUUGCUCUUCAAUUCAAUCACACUGCAAAAGAUCAAAUCGGCUUUCAUCUUGAUCUGAAAACACACAUACAAUCUCAUCAUAUCUUUCCCGGAAAGCCCAGUUGGUGAAAAUGCAUGAUUUUUGCUUCACAAUUCCCUACGGUCUGAUUUUGGUGGCUGGUGGUGUCUUCGGGUACCUCAAGAAAGGGAGCACGGCUUCCUUGGCUGGGGGUGCUGGCACUGGAUUGGCCCUCAUCUUUGCUGGUUAUCUCAGUCUUCAGGCUUACCACAAGCGCAAGAACUCUUACUUAGCCUUCAUUCUUGAGACCGUUUUUGCUGCUGCACUAACAUGGGUAAUGGGACAGCGCUACUUGCAAACUUCAAAGGUGAUGCCUGCUGGCAUGAUUGCCGGAAUGAGUGGGAUUAUGACUGGAUUUUACUUAUACAAAAUUGCCACUGGCGGAAACCAUUUCCCUCCGAAGACCGAAUGAUGGUCUAGAGCAUCUGCACUUGGAGUUGGGUUCAUAUCAAAGUUGUGGUCUGCAAUUUUUAUGCGCUUGCUUUUCUAUGUAACUAUACAACUUCUUCAGACUUCAACAAAACAUGUAUUUCACUUCACUGUAAUGUUAAUGGCAAAUCAUCAGGUUUAACCACCUCACAUUUCCACUCUGUUUCACGUAUACCUAGUGAUUUUACACUGUAUCACGCUCAGAAACUUGAAGAUUCACCAAACGAGAAAGUUGACUAUCGGUUUUGUGUUAGUUUACCACUAUAUGAUGAAGGAUCUCUGAUCCUAUCUUGAAAUUCUGAAGCACCAUUGCGU
Messenger RNA from Oldenlandia corymbosa var. corymbosa, 1066 nucleotides. The record is from the annotation of a GenBank genome assembly. Lineage: Eukaryota; Viridiplantae; Streptophyta; Magnoliopsida; Gentianales; Rubiaceae.